Sebastes umbrosus (honeycomb rockfish) is the source of this 1915-nucleotide messenger RNA. Its product is annotated as bromo and FHA domain-containing protein DDB_G0267958-like. The coding region runs from base 311 to 1915 and encodes 534 amino acids. Gene Ontology annotation, biological process: maturation of 5.8S rRNA; maturation of LSU-rRNA. The record is from RefSeq and is a predicted model, not a curated record. Gene Ontology annotation, cellular component: nucleolus; preribosome, large subunit precursor. NCBI's taxonomy places the organism in Eukaryota, Metazoa, Chordata, Actinopteri, Perciformes, Sebastidae. The transcript has 7 exons.
UGUUGGUCUCAGCUCUGUUUUCCAUCUGCUCUCUGGAGCUGUUUCUACUGAAACACCGUCUCUGGUUGGUCUCCUCCGCUCUGUGCUAUUCAGCAGACGUCGCUGCAGACGUCUCGUAAAGCCUUCAGCAGAGUUUUAUGGAAAGUUUUACUUUGGAAACAUCCGGCUGGAAGUGGUGUGGUGUUAUUGUGAUUUAUAGUGGCGGGCUCCGGUGUUAGCUCGUCCCGUUAGCCUGCAGCUCAGACAGAGAUGACCGAGGAGAGAGAGCUUCUUUCUGCGUAUUCCCACUGUUGACUAGCACCCUGCGUUCAUGAUGGCGAGUGAAAACACGGAGACCACCGCGGGGACCGAGGAGGACACCGGUCCCCAGUCUGAGCACGACUAUGCCCACACCAACACCAACUCACCGUCCACGGAGGCGUCCUCCUCCUCCGGUACACCGGCGGCUGACGGAGGAGGAGUCACCGCGCAGGAAGGCUUCACCUCAGCGGCUGAACCCAGCCCACUGCUGCCGGCGGUGGUGCUUCCUGAACCGGCCGUGGGAGCGGAGGUAGACUGUCCCGGUGUGAAUGAUGCUGCUGCGUCUCCUCCUCCUCCUCUGCAGACCACCGGAGAGGAGGACCACCCAAAGACAGAAGAAGCUCCUGACCUCGCAGUGGUCGUCGGAGCCCCGGUGAUGCGUGUCGGCCGCCGGCGUCCAAAGCGGCCGGAGGACAGACACUGCGCCGCCUGCCGGGCUGAGUUCGAGCGGCAGGGCCGCAGCUUCAACCGGAGGGCGGUGUACACCUUCACCACACCGGAGACCGUGCACUGGGCCUUCACCGAGACCACCACCGUGCACGACAAGUCCUUCCUGUGCGAGGUCUGUGCUCAGGUCAUCAGGAGCAAAUGUAAACGCAAACAGACCGGGAAGAGGACUCUGUGGCUGAAACCGACUCAGACUAGACAGGAAACAAGAGUCACAACAACUCUGGAGAAGCGGACUGUUUUGCAAAUUUCAGAGGUGAGAGACAAGAGGAAGAAAGACCGCAGGAUGGGGAAGAAGAGUAAAGCGGCGCAGCUGGUGAGCAAGUCCUGCUACAAGGCCGCUUUCAAAAUGCUCUGGUCCGCCAAAGGUGCCCGGAAACCCAUGAUGGAGUUCUGGAGCAAACAGCUGAAAGAGGAGAUGAAGACGCUGACGCGGCAGACGGACAAUCCCUUCCAUCAGAAGGUGUCGAGCAGGAAGCCCCUGUCAUCCUUCCCCUGGCGACGCUGUCUGAACUGGGCCCAGGACAAAGCUCCACUCGUCACCACCUGCCUCACCUCACUGUUCCCCGACAUCAGCUCUCUUUCCAAGAGCAGCCACCAGAUGUCGGAGGACCAGGCCCAGACGCUGCUGAUGCGCCGGGCUGUGGUGGCGCUCUCCAUCCCGCUCUUCACCAGGAACAUCUGGAAAAACAACUUCCUGCAGGCCGCUCUGGGGGCAGAGCUCCGCCUGCAGGGCUGCUCUGGCUCUGCGCUUGACGCCCUCAAUACUAUGGGACUGUGUCAGAACAAAGACACCGUCAGGUUACUGCUGCACAGGCUCCGAAACGGCAAGAAGAAUGCAACACAGAAUGGACGACAGAGGAUGAAGAUCAAACUAGAGCAGAUGAAAGGAGAACAGAUGACAGACAUGGAGGAAGGGGAUAUUGAGGAGGGGGAGGAGGAGGAGGAGGAUGAGGAUGAGGAUGAGGAAGAAGAAGAAGAUGAAGACGAUGAUGAUGAUGAGGAGGAGGAGGAGGAGGAGGAAGAAGCAGAGGAGGAGGAGGAAGAAGAGGAGGAAAUGGAGAUGGCGGUCGAGGAGGUGGAGGAGGAAGAAGUGCAGGACGCAGUUAGCUGGAUCGCAAAAUCAACCAACUUCCUCUUUAGUUCCACCUUCCAUAUAGAGAGGUGA